AUGCCUCCUCCCCGCCUCCUGCCCCCGAUCCUCCUCCUCCUCCUCGUCGCCCCUCCGGCGGCGCCGCAGCCCGCGCCGGGAUCGGCGGCGGAGCCGCAGGAGGACGACCUGCGCUGCCUCAAGGGCGUCAAGCACGACCUCUCCGACCCCAACGGCAGCCUCGCCGACUGGGACUUCAAGAACACCUCGGGGGGCGCCGUCUGCAACUACAACGGCAUCGGCUGCUGGAACACGCAGGAGUCCCGCGUCCUCUCGCUGUCGCUCUCCGGGUUCGGCCUCGUCGGCUCCAUCCCCUCCUCGCUCCAGUACUGCCGCGCCGCCACCACGCUCGACCUCUCCAGCAACGCGCUCGCCGGCACGAUCCUGCCGGCGCUUUGCGACUGGCUCCCCUUCCUCGUCACCCUCGACCUCUCCUCCAACCAACUCACCGGCCCGAUCCCCGCCGAGCUCGCCAACUGCCGCUUCCUCAACACGCUCAGGCUCUCCAGGAACCAGCUCUCCGGCCAGAUCCCCGUCUCCCUCGCGCGGCUCGACCGCCUCAAGACGCUCGACCUCUCGGGGAACAAGCUCGACGGCCAGAUCCCGCCCCAGCUCGGCGACAACUUCUCCAAGGACUCGUUCUCGGGGAACUCGGGGCUCUGCGGCCGCCCCGUGUCCUCGCGCUGCGGCCGCGGGCUGGGGAGCACCGGCCUUGGCAUCGUCAUCGCCGCGGGAGUCUUCGGAGCCGCCGCGUCGUUGCUCCUCGCCUACUUCUUCUGGCGGUGCACCGGGAAGGGCAAGGGAGGGCACCGCCGCCACAGGCGCGGCGCCAGCGAGUCCGGCGGCGGGGAAGACGGGAGCUGGUGGACCGAGAGGCUGCGGGCGGCGCACAACCGCCUGGCCCCGGUCUCGCUGUUCCAGAAGCCCAUCGUCAAGGUCAAGCUGGCUGACCUGAUGGCGGCCACGCAGGACUUCAGCACCAGCCACAUCGUGGUCGCCGGGAGCUCGCGGGCGGGGACGGCUUACCGAGCCGUGCUACGGGACGGGUCUGCGCUGACGGUCAAGCGCCUGCACUCGUGCCCACUCUCGGAGAAGGCGUUCAGGGCAGAGAUGGGUCGGAUUGGGCAGCUGCGGCAUCCCAACAUCGUGCCACUGCUGGGCUUCUGUGUUGUCGAGGAUGAGAGGCUGCUGGUGUAUAAGCAUAUGGAGAGUGGGGCUCUUUCGUCGGUGAUGAAGAAGCCAGGGGAAGUGCCGCUGGAUUGGGCAACACGACUUAGGAUCGCCGUUGGGGCAGCAAGGGGGCUUGCGUGGCUGCACCAUGGGUUCCAGGUUCCGCAGAUUCACCAGAAUUUGAGCUCGAGUGCAGUGCUUCUUGAUGAGGAUUAUGAGGCUCGGAUCACCGAUGUUGGGCUCACGAGGCUGGUCCGGAUGGCACCCGGCGAAGGCGGGGAUACUAGUCCUUUCCUGAAUGGGGACUUUGGGGAGUUUGGCUAUGUUGCUCCCGAGUAUGCUAGCAAUCCAGUUGGUACGAUGAAAGGCGAUGCAUAUGCAUUUGGGGUGAUAUUGUUUGAGCUUGUUAGUGGGCAGGAGGCUGCUGCUGUGGUUACUGACGUGACUGGUGAAGGAUUCAAGGGGACAUUGGUGGACUGGGUUAAUCAGCUCAAGGCUUCUGGUCGGAUCAGUGACGUUGUUGAUAAACCAUUGCGUGGAAAGGGCCAUCAGGCAGAGAUUGAGGAGUUCUUGAAGAUAGCUUUUGCUUGUACCCAGCCUCGCGUGAGGGAGAGGCAUUCCAUGUAUCGGGUUUACCACGCUCUGAAGGGCAUCGGAGAGGGUCGUGAUGUCACGGAGCAGUUCGAUGAGUUCCCACUGGCCUAUAACAAGGAUGAUUUAGACACUAUGUAG
This is a messenger RNA of Miscanthus lutarioriparius, 1881 nucleotides long. The record is from the annotation of a GenBank genome assembly. Lineage: Eukaryota; Viridiplantae; Streptophyta; Magnoliopsida; Poales; Poaceae.